Messenger RNA from Pristis pectinata (smalltooth sawfish), 2851 nucleotides. RefSeq names its product tumor necrosis factor receptor superfamily member 17-like. The coding region runs from base 53 to 673 and encodes 206 amino acids. Gene Ontology annotation, biological process: tumor necrosis factor-mediated signaling pathway. Gene Ontology annotation, molecular function: signaling receptor activity. The transcript has 3 exons. The record is from RefSeq and is a predicted model, not a curated record. Lineage: Eukaryota; Metazoa; Chordata; Chondrichthyes; Rhinopristiformes; Pristidae.
GAAACAAGACAAUAGUGCGCGUUUUGUGUUACGAGCAAGUUCUUUCGACCGUAUGGCUCGCGAGUGCUCCAAGUCCUUUUACUUUGACGAGCUGACAACCGCUUGCAAACCCUGCGAACUCCGUUGCAUCAAUGCCAGUACGCGACCUGCUGCCUGUCAGGGCUACAACUGCAGUAAUACCCCAGUAUCUUCCAUGACCACUAAGAGUAUUGCUGCAGGUAGACUCGCAUGGAUUAUCGUUGGAUUACUUCCACUUUUAAUAUUAAUAUUUAUUGUAUUCAUUCUUUUCAUUCGAAAAUUGCAUCAACGGAAAGCAAAUGCACCAUUUAAAUCUACAGAUGUGAUGCCCGAUAGUAAUGUCAUCAUUUCAAAUUCCAAGGAAACGGCACAUGCUGAAGAUGCACAGGAAUUCUCUUCUGUAAGAAAUCAGCAAUCAGAUCAUUUUGUGGAAUCUGACAUUUCCAUUUGUACAGUUCAAGGAAGUGAAGUGAAGAUAUUGAUAUCAGGUGUUCAGGGAGACAAUGAUUAUGAUGCUUCAUUUCCUUUACCGGCUACUGAAGAAGGAGCAACAGCUCUUGUCACAACCAAAACUGCAGAAUGGCGUGACUGUAGGAAAAUGCAUAAUUUCAGCAGUGAUAACUGGUUUUUGAAACGUGGAUUAGCUGACAUGUAGAAUGCUGCAGAACUCUUCCUGAAAGAUUAUCAUUUUGCUAAUGGUGAGAUUUUACUUUGUGCAAAUUGGCUGCCUUACCUAUGUUGUGAUGGUGACUAUACUUCACAAGUACUUUGUUGCCUUUGAAGUAUUUUGAGAUAUCCCAAGGUUAUGAAGAGACUCAAGGUGCCAUACAAGUGCAAGUCUUCACUUUCAUAUGUUAUUGGCUAGAACCUGCAGUUUGCAGUAUGAUCUGCACAGGGGCUAACCCUUAAGAUUAAACUGGUUCUGCUGACUGAUGGUAUCGAUAAUGUUAGAUUUCCCUCUUUAUGCCUUUUGGACUUUCGUGGGCAAGUGCCACAAUUUUUUUUCUUUUUGUCAUUUAACCAAGUCACUGCUUCAAUAUGCUUCCAUUUCUCUUGCUUCGUUUCUUCGUUAACCAAUUCCAAAGUUUUUAAUUUGUUCAGACAGUUGUGAUUUUUCCUAAGGUUUCUUUAUUGCUAUGUUCUCUUUUGCUCCUUUAGCAGUUUGUGCUUUACUGUAGUGAUAUUUAGAGUUUACUCACUUAGUUUUGUUUGACAAUAUUUAAAUUUACCUUUAUUUUCUUUGCUUUUCCUCCAACUAGCAAUUUUUUGAAAUCACUUUUGGGUUCUACUUUUAUGCCUUUCUUCAGUUAUAAUUCUACUUUGAAUCCUUUUUUUCCCAUCCAAUUAAGAUUUUGGUUUGCAACAUUCCUGAAGCUCCACAGCUGUUUGCUACUUCUUUAGCUUCUGAUGCCUUUUGAGCUUUCUAUCUCUUCUAUUUCCUUUAACAAGGUUCAAAUAGUUCUCUUUUUUUUCAUUGGUUCUUUUUGGCCUUUGGUUGAAUUAUUUUGUUUUUUUCCCUUUCUCCUUUCCUCCUUUUGUCAUACUCUUUUAAACACUCUUUUUGUUUUCUUUUUCUCUGUUUUUACUUACCACAGUUAGUUUUGCUGUCUUCCUCAUCAACGUUUUCAGUUUUUGCAUCUUUUGCAGUAUUUCUGUUGGAAUUACUUCUUGGCCUGUCUUGUUCUCUGCUUUUCCAGGGUCUUCCUCCACUGCUGUUGUUUGUGUAUUUUCCUUCAAUUUUGAAAUUCUUUCUACCAUUCCCACUGGUCUUCACUUGAAUGAUACAUGAUUAUUUGCACUAACUCUAUCACACAGUUUCUGCUGUACAGUUCCAUAUCCUUUACUACUGUGGAUAUUCAAUAGGCUUCAAGUUCACAAAAUAUUAUUUUCAUCAGUGUAUUCACAUACAUUUCUUCAAGCAGUUCCUUUAACAAUUCUUUGCACCUUGUUUUGGAAGGAUCAAUGAUUUUGAAUUGAAUAUGGAUAGUUAUUAGUAUUUCAUUUAUUGGCAUUCCCUCACCAAUUCUCACCUGGUUUUACAAUGUUGUCACUGUAAUUCUGUCUCUUUUUCACACAAGAUUAUUUUCUGUUGAUUGAAGUUUAUAUAAUCUGAAUUCUAGGUGAAGACAAACAUUCUAAUUCCCAUCAAAAUGAGUCUGUUGAUUUCUGCCCUCUGUUAAUUUUUGUUAAUCUCUUAAUUCCACUUUUGUUCAUUGAACAAAGCUAAAGGACAAAUACAAGUGUUACGAACCAGCAACAAAAGAAACACACUGAGUCAUGAUUCAGUGUUAAAAACUAUUUUAUUAAUCACUACUUAUGAUAAUUCAAAAAAUAAAAGUAAAAAUGUUAGUAUGUUAGAAUUCAAAAAUGUUAAACCUUGAACAUUAACCCCAAAAACUAAACUCUUCGUGUGUGUGUGGCAAAGUCCCAAACUCCAAGUCCAACGAAUGGUUCUUAAAGUUCAGUUCCGCAAGCCAUAAGGUGAAACAUGAGCAAGGGCUUCUUCAACAACCACCGUUGUCUGAAGAUAAGAUGUAGAUAUAGGGAGAUAGGGAGAGUAAUUACGAAAUCCAAAUGUUCCACGAUGGAACCCAAACGACACUUCAGUGUUUACUCGGUAGUGACUUCCUCACCCCGAAAAGCAUCCGAAUCGUGGUCGUCCACACAAAUACCUGUUUCCUUCUGCAGGUCAGCAACAAAGUGAACUCCACCGGAUUACUUCCAAUUUCCAUACAUGGAUUUCAGUGGCAGGCACAGUUAUUGUUUCUCAUCCAUCGAUAAAGAAAACUAGCAGGCUGGUGUCUCUCUCCCUUUUCUCUCUCUCUCUCUUCCU